Neoarius graeffei (lesser salmon catfish) is the source of this 981-nucleotide messenger RNA. RefSeq names its product voltage-dependent calcium channel gamma-2 subunit-like. NCBI's taxonomy places the organism in Eukaryota, Metazoa, Chordata, Actinopteri, Siluriformes, Ariidae. The record is from RefSeq and is a predicted model, not a curated record. Gene Ontology annotation, molecular function: voltage-gated calcium channel activity; channel regulator activity. The coding region runs from base 10 to 981 and encodes 323 amino acids. Gene Ontology annotation, biological process: positive regulation of synaptic transmission, glutamatergic; neurotransmitter receptor internalization; regulation of AMPA receptor activity. The transcript has 4 exons. Gene Ontology annotation, cellular component: voltage-gated calcium channel complex; AMPA glutamate receptor complex; postsynaptic density membrane.
UGCAGCAGCAUGGGCACGUUUGACCGCGGCGUGCAGAUGCUGCUGAGCACGGUGGGCGCGUUCGCCGCGUUCAGCCUCAUGACCAUCGCCGUGGGCACAGACUACUGGCUGUACUCACGCGGCGUCUGCAAGAUCAAGACAACCAACGAGAAUGAGACCAGCAAGAAGAACGAAGAGGUCAUGACCCACUCAGGCCUGUGGAGGACGUGCUGCUUGGAGGGAACCUUCAAAGGACUGUGCAAGCAGAUCGAUCACUUCCCGGAAGACGCUGAUUACAAAGCAGACGCCUCCGAGUACUUCUUACGUGCUGUGAGAGCAUCUAGCAUCUUCCCCAUCCUCAGCGUGAUCCUGCUCUUCAUGGGAGGCCUGUGUAUAGCUGCCAGCGAGUUCUACAAGUCCCGCCACAACAUCAUCCUCAGCGCCGGGAUCCUCUUCGUCUCGGCAGGUCUUAGUAACAUCAUCGGCAUGAUCGUGUACAUAUCAGCGAACGCAGGAGACCCCACUAAGAGCGACUCGAAGAAGAACAGCUACUCGUAUGGCUGGAGCUUCUACUUCGGAGCGCUGUCCUUCAUCAUGGCCGAGAUGGUGGGAGUCCUGGCUGUGCACAUGUUCAUUGACCGGCACCGGGAGCUGAGAUCGGGCGUGAGGGCUGCUGAUUACCUACAUGGUUCAGCCAUUACACGAAUCCCCAGCUAUCGCUAUCGCUACCGGCGCCGCUCACGCUCCAAUUCUCAGUCGCGCUCUUCAUCACGCUCGACAGAGCGCUCACAAUCACGUGAAGCCUCCCCGGUCGGCCUGAAAGGCUUCGGCACCCUGCCCUCCACCGAGAUCUCCAUGUACGCACUAAAGGGGGGUCAUGGCACCCCUACGGCCACCUACAACUCGGACAGGGACUUCCUCCAGGUCCACAACUGCAUCCAGAAGGACCUGAAGGACUCGGCUCACGGAAACUCAGCCAACCGACGCACCACGCCAGUAUGA